CCAGCCUGUACCAAAAUCACAGCUGUUGAUACACUGGAUGGAGCUUCAUAAUCGACUACAGCAGAAGAUACAGUCCACACAGAAGAUCUCAAAAAAUUAUGAGAGGUUCCAGUGUAACUCAACAGAAUUAGAGGUGUGGAUAUGUCGUGCUCAAGAACAGGUUCAGAAGUGGAACAGUUUGUCUGAUUCUGAUCCACUGAAUUCCAGAACAAUCUUGACCCAGCUCACGGAGUUCUUCAAGGAGCUGGAGGUCCGUUCGGCACAGAAAGCUUCUGCAGAAUGUGCAGGCACACAGAUACUGCAGCUGACUGACAAUGAAGCUCCAGGUCUGCACCGACGACUGGCUCAACUUGAGCAGGAAUGGAUGAACUUGACUAGCGAGCUGCCCACCCUCAGCCAGACACAGCAACAACUGUUGACAAACCAGUCUCACAGUCAUAUCUUGGUCAACUUGACCUCCUGGCUCAAACAUGUAGAGAGACAACUGGAGGAUGAAAGCUCGGGGGUCCAUUGUGCCCUCGGUUCCUCUCAGCUGUCUAGACAUCUAAAGGCUUUGAAGGUAAU
This is a messenger RNA of Sinocyclocheilus grahami, 564 nucleotides long. RefSeq names its product nesprin-2-like. The annotation marks the transcript as partial. NCBI's taxonomy places the organism in Eukaryota, Metazoa, Chordata, Actinopteri, Cypriniformes, Cyprinidae. The transcript has 4 exons. The record is from RefSeq and is a predicted model, not a curated record.